Molecule: messenger RNA, 1158 nt
Organism: Macadamia integrifolia
Lineage: Eukaryota; Viridiplantae; Streptophyta; Magnoliopsida; Proteales; Proteaceae
Product: stem-specific protein TSJT1-like
Exons: 4
Coding region: 141-911 (256 amino acids)
Source: RefSeq, a predicted model, not a curated record
CUAUAAAUACACUUACAUAUCUCCAUCAUUUUCCGUUCUCAUUCAUCCCUCUUUAUUUUCAUUCAAUUCCCGUUCUGUUCAUCUGUUUCGAAUUUUAGUCUCUCGACUCGAUUGCUCCGAAGAAAAAGAAGAAGAAGAAGAUGUUGGCGAUCUUUAACAAGACAAUAGCGCAUCCACCACAGGAGCUGCACAGCCCUGUUUCCUUCCGGAGGAGUGCUAAAAAGCCUGAUCUUCCAGAGGAGAUUCUCAAGGAUUUCCUCUCUUCCCAUUCCGAUAAUGCCUUCUCCAUGUCCUUCAACAAUGCUGCCGUCCUCGCUUAUGUUCGUCAUGACAAAGCCUACUCCCUUCACAGCCAAAGGUUGUUUUGUGGUUACGAUGAGAUUUACUGUGUAUUCCUGGGGAGCUUGAACAAUCUGUGCAGUCUUAUCAGGCAGUAUGGGCUGUCCAAGAACACCAAUGAGGCUAUGCUCGUCAUUGAAGCCUACCGUACCCUUCGAGACAGGGGACCUUACCCUGCUGAUCAGGUCAUCAAGGAGCUCGAUGGUAGCUUCGCCUUUGUCGUCUUUGAUCGCAAGGACGGCACCGUUUUUGCUGCUCUCAGUUCAGAUGGAGGAGUUAAACUGCAUUGGGGGAUCGCAGAGGAUGAUUCGGUGGUAAUUUCUGACGAUUUGGAAGUCAUUAAAACAAGCUGUGGCAAAUCCUUCGCACCUUUCCCGACUGGGUGUAUGUUUCACAGUGAAGGAGGGUUGAUGAGCUUUGAGCAUCCGAUGAAUAAGGUGAAGGCAAUGCCUAGGGUGGAUAGUGAAGGUAUAAUGUGUGGGGCCAACUUCAAGGUUGAUGUACUCUCCAGGAACACUACCAUGCCGCGUGUUGGCAGUGAAGCUAAUUGGGCUGCCUGGAACUCAUGCUAGCAGCCACCAUCCCUGAUCAUACUAUACCCCCACUGUUAAUCCUUCAAUUCUCACCAGAAAACAGGAAAAAUCAGAAACCCCCACCCAAAAAACAAGCCAAAAAAAAAAAACACUGUACAUAUAGCACUUAUCUAGUGUUUUUUUUCCUUUUUUCUAAUGCUUUCUAGUGAGUAGAUGUUGGAAUGCUCCUGCAAGUGUGAGUGUAUCAUUUGAAACAUGAAUAAAAAUCGUCUCUCUCUCCAUGAAA